Messenger RNA from Nerophis lumbriciformis (worm pipefish), 7526 nucleotides. RefSeq names its product ATPase phospholipid transporting 11A (gene atp11a). The record is from RefSeq and is a predicted model, not a curated record. Gene Ontology annotation, molecular function: ATP binding; ATP hydrolysis activity; ATPase-coupled intramembrane lipid carrier activity. Gene Ontology annotation, biological process: phospholipid translocation. Lineage: Eukaryota; Metazoa; Chordata; Actinopteri; Syngnathiformes; Syngnathidae. Gene Ontology annotation, cellular component: endoplasmic reticulum; plasma membrane; recycling endosome.
AAGAUUAUAAAAGUCCAAGCGGGGGACGGAGAGGCGGACAUUACUCCCUGCUUUGCCAGGAAACUACUUCAACUUCCCUUUGCCUUUCUAGCUCCUUCCAGGUGAACUCGGGGUUGCUUUGUUUCGACCCAGCACGAAGAGAGGGGGAAAGGAAAACAAAAAAAAAGAGUCAUGGAUCGAGGAAGAGAAUUAAGAACAAGCUAGCGCCUUUGGUGGGAGAGUGCGAGCCGCGGAGAAGCCGCGGUGUUCGGACACAGGAUGGGGAUGGAUGUCAGCACUCUCCGGACCCUCAUCAGCAGAUAUUGCGUGGGUGAGGAGAACUGGGUGGACAGCAGGACAAUCUACAUCGGGCAUAAGGAGCCUCCUCCAGGAGCUGAAGCCUUCAUACAGCAAAGAUUCCCAGACAACCGAAUAGUGUCCUCCAAGUACACAUUUUGGAACUUCAUCCCCAAGAAUAUGUUUGAACAGUUCAGGAGGGUCGCCAACUUCUACUUUCUCAUCAUAUUUCUUGUUCAGUUGAUCAUCGACACGCCCACCAGCCCGGUCACUAGUGGACUUCCGCUCUUCUUUGUCAUCACAGUUACAGCAAUCAAACAGGGUUACGAGGACUGGCUGAGGCAUAAAGCGGACAACGCUGUCAACAAGUGUCCGGUCCACGUGGUGCAACAUGGCAAAGUGAUCCGCAAACAGAGUCGCAAGCUGCGGGUGGGAGACGUUGUCUUUGUAAAGGAAGAUGAAUCAUUUCCCUGCGAUCUGGUCCUGCUCGCCACUUCCCGGGAUGAUGGGACCUGCUACGUCACCACAGCUAGCUUGGAUGGGGAGAGCAGCCACAAGACAUACUAUGCAGUCCAGGACACCAAAGCUUACAAUACCGAAAAGGAGGUGGACUUGAUCCACGCCACCAUAGAAUGUGAACAGCCACAGCCAGACCUCUACAAAUUUGUGGGCCGCAUCAACGUCUACAUGGACAACGAGCCAGUGGCAAGGCCAUUGGGAUCAGAGAACCUCCUUCUCAGAGGAGCCACACUGAAGAACACACAGUACAUUUACGCGGUUGCCAUCUACACUGGGAUGGAAACAAAGAUGGCUCUCAACUACCAGUGCAAGUCUCAGAAGCGCUCUGCAGUCGAAAAGUCAAUGAACUCCUACUUGGUGGUCUACCUGUGCAUUCUCAUCAGCAAGGCUAUCGUCAACACUGUCCUCAAAUAUGCAUGGCAGGCUGACCCCAGCAGAGAUGAGCCCUGGUACAAUGACAGGACUGAGUCAGAGAGGCAGAGACACAUAGUGAUUAGGGCCUUCACAGACUUCCUGGCCUUCAUGGUUCUAUUCAACUACAUUAUCCCUGUUUCCAUGUACGUCACAGUGGAGAUGCAGAAGUUCCUUGGCUCCUAUUUCAUGAUGUGGGACGAUGAGAUGUUUGACGAGGAACUCGGAGAGAGAGCAGUGGUCAACACGUCAGACCUGAACGAAGAACUGGGCCAGGUGGAGUACGUGUUUACUGAUAAGACAGGAACGCUGACAGAGAACAACAUGGAGUUCAUUGAGUGUUGUGUCGACGGACACAUUUACGUAGCCCAAGCAAUCUGUAAUGGACAGGUGAUGCCUGGUUCAGCUAGUAUGGACAUGAUUGACACAUCACCAGGCCCUGGGGCGAGGGAGCACGAGGAGCUGUUCUUCCGGGCGCUGUGUUUAUGCCACACCGUUCAGGUGAAAGAGGAGGAGACGGUAGACAGCAUCAAGCAGGGCAUCCACCAGGGCAAGUCCACUUCCUUUUACAUCUCGUCCUCGCCAGACGAGGUGGCGCUGGUGGAGGGCAUGAAGAGGCUUGGCUUCACAUAUUUGAGACUCAAGGACAGUCACAUGGAGAUAUUGAACAGAGAGGAUGAAAUUGAGAGGUUUGAGCUGCUCCAAGUCCUGACUUUUGACUCCAACAGGCGGAGAAUGAGCGUCAUUGUCCGGGCCAGCACUGGUGAGCUUUACCUUUUCUGCAAAGGAGCAGACUCGUCCAUCUUCCCAAGAGUCAUCUCGGGCAAGGUGGAUCAGGUCAGAGCUCGGGUGGAGCACAACGCAGUGGAGGGCCUGCGGACGCUGUGUGUGGCCUACCGGCCUCUCAGUCUGGUGCAGUAUCAGGAGGUUUGCCUCCUGUUAAACGGGGCCAAGUUGGCACUUCAAGACCGAGACAAACGACUGGCAGAGGCUUACGACCUGAUUGAGAAAGAUCUUAUCCUGCUGGGAGCCACUGCUGUGGAAGACAGACUGCAAGAAAAAGCGGCAGACACCAUCGAGUCUCUGCACAAGGCAGGUAUGAAGGUGUGGGUGCUGACCGGCGACAAGAUGGAGACGGCUGCCGCCACCUGCUACGCCAGCAAGUUGUUCCACCGCAACACGCAGAUCCUGGAGUUGACCACCAAGCGCACAGAGGAGCAGAGCCUUCAUGAUGUCCUCUUUGACCUGAGCAGAACUGUGCUCAGGCAUCACGGUGGCUGGGGCAGGGACAUCUCUGGUUUAUCAGGUGACUACACCGACUACGGUCUCAUCAUCGAUGGAGCCACCCUCUCGGCAGUGAUGAAGCCCGGCCAGGAGGACUCCAACUCAGGGAACUACAAAGAGAUUUUCCUGGAAAUCUGCCGCAAUUGCAGCGCGGUACUCUGCUGUCGAAUGGCACCUCUUCAGAAAGCUCAGAUUGUCAAGUUGAUCAAAACAUCGAAGGAGCAUCCGAUCACACUUGCCGUUGGAGACGGGGCCAAUGAUGUCAGCAUGAUCCUCGAGGCACACGUCGGCGUCGGUAUCAUGGGUAAGGAGGGCCGUCAGGCAGUGAGGAACAGUGACUACGCUGUUCCAAAAUUCAAACACCUCAAGAAGAUGCUGCUUGUCCAUGGACAUUAUUACUACAUACGCAUCUCUGAGCUUGUACAGUACUUCUUUUACAAGAAUGUCUGCUUCAUCUUUCCCCAGUUCCUCUACCAGUUUUUCUGUGGUUUCUCACAGCAACCGCUGUAUGAUACAGCCUACUUGACUCUGUACAACAUCAGCUUCACUUCACUGCCCAUUCUGCUCUACAGUCUCGUCGAGCAGCACAUCAACAUGGACAUCCUGAAAAAGGACCCGGCUUUGUACAGAGACAUUGCCAAGAACUCGUUACUGCGUUGGCCCAGCUUUAUAUAUUGGACUGUCUUGGGCGUAUAUGACGCCAUUGUGAUGUUCUUCGGUGCUUACUUCCUGUUUGACAACACCACCUUCACCAGCAACGGACAGCUAAUGACAACCAACACACAGAUGAUGUUUGGAAACUGGACCUUCGGGACGCUGGUGUUUACCGUGCUGGUCUUCACGGUCACUUUCAAGCUGGCCCUGGACACUCAUUACUGGACCUGGAUCAACCACUUUGUCAUAUGGGGCUCGCUCAUCUUCUUUGUUGUCUUCUCUCUGCUGUGGGGAGGAAUCAUCUGGCCCUUCCUCAACUACCAGAGGAUGUACUAUGUCUUCAUGCAGAUGUUGUCCAGCGGCCCGGCCUGGCUCAGCAUAGUUCUGCUGAUUUCGGCCGGUCUGCUACCAGACGUGCUGAAGAAGGUCAUUUGGAGGGCUAUGUGGCCCACUACAACUGAACGUAUACAGAUGUUUGCAGGCCUCGGCUAUGUUCCUGCUCUUUUGGAUAAUGCAGAUAAACUCUACAAGGGUCAGCUUUCCGAGUUCACCCCCCUGGACCGCCGUCGGAGCUCCAGCACCAACAGGAGCAGGCCUAACCCUACAAGGACUAACUGGUCAUGCCUGCGCGCAAACACAUUGUCCCGAAACACUUCAUAGGCAUCACUGCAAGCGUAUCUUUCUCUCUCUCUUAACCCCUCACACUGUCCUCCCGCCUUUCUUUCUGCGGCGAUGGCGGCGCCGAUGUGGUCCAGCCCACCUUCGCUUUGUCAGAUCAUCGCCUUCACGUGUCAUGGAUAGCUUAGAAGCAACUAGUGGUGGGUCAAACGAUACCGAGUGAAAGCUUACGCAACACAAGGAACGAUACUGUGAUGCACUCCAUGUGUGUGUCACUUUUAGGGGGGAAAAACGUGACCGAUACAGCUGAUGUGUCAUUGAACUGUGAAGCACCAAACUGUGUUCAUCAGUACAAAAAACAAUAAUAAAUAAUGAAAUGGAAUUAAAAAGAAGGAAAAAUUCCGAAGUCUGGAACGCCAAAUGAGGUUCUUCUUUAGUUUAGUAUUGUUGUGCAUUUAAUUUUCCUUUAUGUCCAACUGUUACCGUAUUUUCCGGACUAUAAGCCGCUGCUUUUUAAAAAAAAUAAAAAUUAUUUUAUUUGAUUUAAAAAACAAUUUUUACCACACUUUAAACCCUGCGGCUUAUAAAACGGUGCGGCUAAUUUUAUGUAUUUAUACGGCCAUAAUGUUUUGUAUUCAACAAAUAGUUUUCAUAGAGACACUGCGUUAUUGUUUGUGCUAUGGCGCAUAUCUUUUGGACGAGUUGGCUCACUGCAGGUGCCGCGGGUUGGAAAUGUACUUCCUCUUUCGUGCCUUUUACCGGAAGUGUAACCGUCCAUUGAAUUUCUGCCCGAAAUGAUCCCUCAUUUAUGACUCCAAGCAACAUUUGUAAGUUUUACAAUAUAACUAAAACUGUUUAUACUUACUAAACCGUCCCAUGUGUGAUGUCUGUAGGAGAGUUGUCAUGCAUAUUUUUACGUGCUAUCGUAUUGUACUCAAGCUAGCGUGGCGAGCAUUAGCAAAUAUGCUAACACGUUUACAAGUGUCUGUGUUAGGAAUUAUUAACUUACAACAACAUUCUUUUUGUAUCUUUCCAGUUCUGUAAAUUCACCAAAACGUCAUUGUGGAGUUAUUUAGUCUGUUUUGCUGAUUGGAGAGCUAGCUUUUGCAGCUAGUGGGUCCAUGACGAUGACUUCUGUUUUGUUUGAUCAGCCGUUUUACUGCCGUGUAACAGUCACAGUUUUAAAACAAUUAAGAUUUGUAAAUAAUCAUUUAUAAACUCUUUCGUACCGGUGUUUAUCAGCGGCUUAUAGUCCGGUGCGGCUAAUAUGUGUAAACAUAUUUAUUUCUUCUAAGAUUUGGUGGGGGCGGCUUAAAUACCGAAAAAUAUGGUAGUGAAAAAAACAACAAUUAUAUUUGCAAACUAUUCUUUUAAAUUAAGUCAAACGGAUGACUUUUGUAACCCAUCAGAUGGUGAAUGACUAUUACGAAACGCCAACACAGUGUCAAUACAGCCAGUGAGUGUGCCACACACACUCAGUGAGACGUCAUUGACCCAUCACUAGUAUUUACUCUCCUCGUCAUCUUUGAACCAAAGUGGCCGCUUCAGAUCCCUGUAGCUGCUUCCUAUUAGGUGCCUUGUGCUAGUUUGUAACCUAUGUUCUAUGGAUGCACGACCAAGCAGGUGAAUGUAGUCAUCUUAGUCGAAACAGCACUGGGAUAUCCAAAACAAUCAAAGAACAAAACCGCACACGAAAAAUGUCGGACCACUUUUUGUGUAAUAUUGUUAUUUUUAUGUCUUUUUCAGACGAGUUUUAUAUGCCGCAUGUGCAGAAAGAUGUAUUAUUUCAAUGCAGGCCACUUAAUGUGUAGGUAAUGUACAUGUGUUACUCAUUAUGGAGGCACUUGACCCAAAUGUAUAACCUGUUUUCCUUGCUUACCUCUUUGGAUGAACAGAACACUGAUUGUGCGUGUGCGUGUGUGUGUGUGUGUGUGUGUGUGUGUGUGUGUGUGUGUGUGUGUGUGUGUGUGUGUGUGUGUGUUGGGGGUUAUAAGGGUAUAGCAGGUGCAGUUGUAGCUUUAAAGCAGGGGUGUCAAACUCAUUUCAGCUUAGGGGCCACAUGGAGGAAAAUACAUUCCCAAGUGGGCUGUACUCGUAAAAUCAUGGCAUGAUAACUUCGAAAUAAACUUCAGAUUGUUUUCUUUGUUUAUAAAUAGAGCAAGCACAUUCUGAAAAUGUACAACUCACAAUGGGGUCUUACAUGUUGCGGUUAAUAGUUUUCUAUCUUAAUUUGUUGUUUAUACUCUCUGAAUAAAUGAUAUGAUAAUGUUCAUCAGUCAAAUAGGUGGAAUUGCAUCAGGCAGAGUUUUAAAAUGCUCCCAUUGUUUUUAGUUUUUAAAUCUAUCAGAAGAUAAAAUUAAUAAUAAUAAUAUCACAAAUCAAAUAACAGGAUGUUAUUAAUGUAAUUGACUAAUUUUCCGUAACUGAUUAUUAUUAUGUACAUAUGUAGCAUAAUCUACAACAAAACUUGGACUAAUUUCAUUAACCACACUGCAAAAAGUCAGUGUUCAAAAACAAGAAAAAAAAAAUACAAAAAUGAGGGGCAUUUUACUUGAACUAAGCAAAAUUAUCUGCCAAUAGAACAAGAAAAUUCGGCUUGUCAAGACUUUGCAGAACAAGUAAAAUUAAAGCUGCAAGCAGCGAUGGACGGGACCGACUUUGAAGGCUCAUAAAAUCCAAACCGGAGCAGUAAUUAAAACUCUCAUCAACUUUUAAUCAGAAGGGUUCAAUCUCUCUCCUGUGCUAAUUUGAAGCCAACACGAAAAACGCGCUCAGAGGAGAUAAAGACUGUUUUUACACAACUUUUGUUUUGAAGGGGGAAUUGCAAACUUCCUGUUGAUUUUUGCUGGGAAUUGUCAGUGUAUGAAAUAUAGGUCUAAGUGUGACCUACAUAGAGGUUUUUGUUUCAUGUCUCUACGACAUUCCUACUGGAAGUUACAGGCAGUUUUGUCCGUGUUUUCUUCCUAGGGGGCGCUAGCGCGCAUUUUUGAGUUUUUGGGUUUGGUUUUUUGAUUAGAUCGCAGUUUUUGCCAGUCCUGAUGUGUGUGUCCAAUUUGGUGAGUUUUGAAGCAUGUUAAGGGGGUCAAAUUACAGCUCAGAGAGGCGGCGGUAUAAUAAUAAAUACAAUAGGGUCCUCUGUCCCAAAGGGACUCGGUCCCUAAUUAGCUAACCUCAAUGAACCCAAAAAUACCUUAAAAUAAGUAUAUUCUCACUAAUAACAAGUGCACUUUUCUUAAUUAUAAAUUAAACCUUUUUGCUCAAUAUGUGGAAAAAUAUUAUUAAAUUAAGUAAAUGCUAGUGCCAUUAUCUUGACAUAAUGAUAUGCGCUCGGCAUCAUGAUUAUUACUUUAAAAAAGUAGUUUUAUUUUUGUGAGUGUUGAUGACACAGCUUUACAACACUUGAUAUUCUAGUUUCAAGCAUGUUUUACUCAAUAUAGGUCAUAAAAUCUCAGCAACAAGCUGUAAUAUCUUACUGAGAUCAUUUAGGACCAAAACACUUAAAACAAGUAAAACACUCUAAAAUAAAAUUUGCUUAGUGAGAAGAAUUAUCUUAUCAGAGAAAAAAUUAGCAAAUAUCACCCUUAUCUGAGAUAUUUAAUCUUACUUAGAUUUCAGUUUUUGCAGUGCACACAUGAAGUUAGAAGGGUCGACAUAUCAUUUCAGCAUAUUUAUGUGCGCCCAGAAAAUGUGUCCUCAUUACCAACAGCAUCUUUGACAAUUAAGGCAAGAAUGGAACAAUCCAUAUUUUGUAAACUAUCACUAAU